GAGACAUGUCGGACGAGGAACACCAUUUUGAGUCCAAGGCUGAUGCCGGAGCCUCCAAGACCUAUCCUCAGCAAGCUGGCACUAUUCGCAAAAACGGUUACAUCGUCAUCAAGGAUCGCCCCUGCAAGGUUGUUGAAGUUUCAACUUUCAAGACUGGUAAGCAUGGUCAUGCUAAGUGCCACUUUGUUGGAAUUGAUAUUUUCACUGGCAAGAAGCUUGAAGAUAUUGUGCCCUCUUCCCACAACUGUGAUGUUCCCCGUGUGAAUCGUAUUGACUACCAGUUAAUUGAUAUUUCUGAGGAUGGAUUUGUGAGCCUGCUAACUGAUAAUGGUGGCACCAAGGAUGACCUGAGGCUUCCAACUGAUGAGAGUCUGCUUACUCAGCUUCAAAGAAUCAACUUCUUCGUUCUGUCUUUGAUGGAAUAA
Messenger RNA from Gastrolobium bilobum, 425 nucleotides. RefSeq names its product eukaryotic translation initiation factor 5A-4-like. Gene Ontology annotation, molecular function: ribosome binding; translation elongation factor activity; RNA binding. Bases 6 to 425 code for a protein of 139 amino acids. Lineage: Eukaryota; Viridiplantae; Streptophyta; Magnoliopsida; Fabales; Fabaceae. The record is from RefSeq and is a predicted model, not a curated record. Gene Ontology annotation, biological process: positive regulation of translational elongation; positive regulation of translational termination. The transcript has 4 exons.